GUAACGGGAAGCGAAGCGGCCUGGUACAGGAGUAGAAGCCUUACGGGGAAAAAAAAGAAACAGACCGGCGGGGUCUGGAUUUUGCCAGACGAUCAUUUGCCAUGGCGGUGUAUUUUGACCAUCGGAUAGAGGCCCAGAAUCCCGCAGCAUCUCCAUCAAACAUCUAUUGGCACCGUCAACAUGCUCUGCUGGCUGUGGCUUCUGUCAGCUCAUCAGGAGGUUGUGUGGACGUUUACAGUGAUCUGGGUGAGCAUAUUGCUGCUUCACAUGUGGAAAGGUCCUACCAGCCUACCUUACUUAGCUGGCAUCCAGCAAAACGUCUACUUGCCAUGGGCUGGGCCAUGGGAGAGGUGAUCAUUUUCAAUGAGCAAGACAAAGAGUUUCACACAGUGCCACCAACACACGGCAUGGAGAUCACAUUGCUGGUAUGGAGCAUAAACAACAGCCGUCUGCUUACAGGAGACUUGAGCGGUUUGUUGAUUAUGUGGCGUUUGGAUCAGCGAGGUCGUGUUCAAGGUGCCCCCUUACUGAAGUUGGAGUACCACAAGCCUUUGACUCAUUGCCUGUUUAAACCAGUAGCCCCUGAAGAGGAUAUGACCCAGCUUGCUAAGGCUGCAGUAAGUGGGGAUGAGAAAGCCCUUGAUAAAUUUAAUUGGAAAAUGAAGACUGGCACGCAGCUGGAGUUUUCCUUCUUCCUCAGUACAGGAGAUGGCUCGAUACACUGGGUGAAUGAACAGGGUAAAAGCAGCCAGAUAAUUGGCAUGGACAGCUCGGUUCGCAAACUGCUAUUCAUAGAGAAGAAAUCCAUGCUGGUAGUGAUCUCUGAGAACUUCCUGCUGUCGCGAUUCUUCAUAACUCCAGAAGGGGAAGCUGAGGAGAUCUCAAAGGUGAAGCUGACUGGAAGGAUUGGGAAGACAGCGGACAUUCUAUGUGUGGAGAAGUCUUUACUUGUUACAGCUACAGGAGAAAGUGUCAUAAGGUUCUGGGACCUGGAGCGAGAUGACAAUUAUGUCUUGUUUCUGGAUGAACAGUUGGGAUUCGAAGCAGAGGAAACCAUUAACUGUAUUUCUUACUGUGAUGCUAAAGCUAUAUUGGCCGCUGGAACCAGUAAAGGCAAGGUAGCCAUGUGGAGCAAAGCGACUGGUGGGAGAAAAUCCUUAAAGACUGAUGGAAAAGACAGCUGGAAACUGAGAACCCCAACUGAACUGGAGGGAAACAUUACUCAAGUGCAGUGGGGGUCAUCCAAAAAUCUCUUGUCUGUGAACAAUCUCAGCUCCGUCCUGGUGCUCAGCGAACACGUUAUGUCUUCUCACUUCCACCAACAAGUUGCAGCCAUACAAGUGGCACCUUCUCAGCUCAGUAUAACCUACUUCAGUACGGGGGUCACACACAGCCUAAAGACUGACAUGUAUAUCAUAGGGGCCUUCGUCACAAAAGACUGUAUCGCAGUGUGGAAUGGAAAGCAGGUGACCGUCUAUGAACUCGCUGGACCAGCGCUGAGGAACACAGGCUCCUUUGCUAGUGACUCUCCUGUCCUGGCAAUACACGAGGAGAACAUCUACACUGUGGAGCCAAAUAGAGUCCAAAUUCGCACUUUACAGGGCACUGUCAAGCAGUUACUCCCAUUCUCAGUGUCGGAGGGGAGCCCUUGUUUACUGGACAUAUGUGGGAGCUUCCUGGCGGUGGCCACAAAUACGGCACAUUUUAAGCUUUUUGAUCUCUCCAGAAGGGAAGCCAAAGCCCACAGCAACUGUAAAAACCUAUGUGAGUUGGUGCCAGGAUUGGGCAGCAUUGUGUCCAUCAGAUGUAAUGCCAAUGGCAGCAAAGUCAGCAUUCUCGCCAACCGGGCUGACGGCAACUUGGACUCCAAAAUGUACUUCUACGAUGUUGAACUGGACACUGUGAUGUUUUUUGACUUUUGGAAUGGACAAACAGACCAAGGGGAUUCACCAACUCCAUCCAAUUCAGACUUGAAUCUCCCAGAGAACUCCAAGCUUUUCGAUCGGAUCCCAAUCAAUCACUUCUGGGACCAGAGCGAACCGCGACUCCUGGCGUGUGAGGCAAUGUUGGCUGUCCCAAACUCCCUGCAUCCGUCACCGAAACACAACCAGCUUGUGGAAGUCCCUCAUGGAAAGGAAGACGUUAUGAUCAUGUCAUUUUUUAGCACCCAGGAACACGGUCUGCUACUUCAGGAAAGUUACCCCAGGCCUGCAGCCUUCCAGUCACUUCUUGGCAUAGAAGUUCCACACUAUUAUUUCACAAGGAAGCCAGGGGAAGAGGAUGAGAAAUCUGUCUCUGGAGAAACAGACAUACCAGCGAUCCCCCAUAUGGUGGCAACGAAGCCCUUACGAGAUUUCAUUGGGUUGGAAGAUUGUGAAAAGGCAACCCGGGAUGCCCUUCUUAACUUCAGUUUCUACCUCACUGUGGGAGACAUGGAUGAAGCCUUUAAAUCCAUCAAGCUCAUUAAAAGCGAAACAGUGUGGGAAAACAUGGCACGUAUGUGCGUCAAGACAAGAAGACUUGAUGUAGCCAAAGUGUGCCUGGGAAAGAUGGGCCAUGCCAGAGGAGCAAAGGCUUUACGAGAGGCAGAGCAAGAGCCGGAGAUCGAGACCAGAGUUGCCAUGUUAGCCGUACAGCUGGGCAUGCUGGAAGAUGCAGAACAGCUGUAUAAAUCUUGUAAGCGUUAUGAUCUUCUGAAUAAACUGUACCAGGCGUGGGGAAAGUGGCAAAAAGCCAUUGAGAUUGCAGAGAACCAUGACCGAGUACACCUGCGCACCACCUACUACCAGUACGCCAAGCACAUGGAAGCCACGGGGGACCGCAACGAUUCCCUCAACUUCUAUGAGAAGUCGGAUACACACCGCUUUGAGGUUCCGAGAAUGCUCCUGGAGGACCCUCAGGCCUUGGAGAGCUACAUCAAUAAGAAGAAAGACAAGAGUCUUUGGAAAUGGUGGGCUCAGUACCUGGAAAGCCAGUCUGACCUGGACUCUGCCCUCAUGUACUAUGAGAUGGCUCAGGACUACCUGUCUCUGGUGCGAGUGCACUGCUUCCUGAAGAACAUUCAGAAGGCGGCAGAGAUAGCCAAUGAGACCGGUAACUUGGCAGCUUCCUACCACCUGGCACGUCAGUAUGAAAGCCAAGGGGAUCUGAAACAGGCCGUGCACUUCUACACCAGGGCGCAAGCUUACAACAACGCCAUUCGGCUCUGCAAGGAGAACAAUCUUCAUGAUCAGCUCAUGAACCUUGCUCUGCUGAGCACUCCGGAGGAUAUGAUGGAUGCUGCACGCUAUUAUGAGGAUCAGGGGGAGCAGAUGGAUAGAGCUGUUAUGCUUUACCACAAGUCGGGUCACCUCUCUAAGGCACUGGAGUUGGCGUUUGCCACUGAGCAGUUUGGUGCUCUUCAGUUAAUAGCGGAGGACCUAGAUGAGAAAUCAGACCCAGCCUUACUUGCCCGUUGCUCAGACUUUUUCAUCCAGCACAAUCAGUUUGAGAAGGCGGUGGAGUUGCUUUUAGCAGCUAAAAAGUAUUACGAUGCUCUUCAGCUGUGCCUGGAGCAGAACCUCAUCAUCACGGAGGACAUGGCCGAAAAGAUGACCGUGUCUAAAAACUCCAAGGAGCUUAGUGAGGAAGCAAGGAGAGAGCUGCUGGAGCGUAUUGCAGACUGCUGCAUGAGGCAAGGGAACUAUCAUCUUGCCACCAAGAAAUACACGCAGGCUGGAAACAAGCUAAAGGCCAUGAGGUCCUUACUGAAGUCUGGUGACACUGAGAAGAUUGUCUUCUUUGCUGGUGUGUCUCGUCAAAAGGAAAUCUAUAUCAUGGCAGCCAAUUACCUGCAGUCCCUGGACUGGCGCCAAGAUCCUUACAUUGUGAAUAACAUCAUCACCUUUUACACAAAGGGCAGGGCCCUUGACCUCUUAGCUGGCUUCUAUGACGCCUGUGCUCAGGUGGAGAUUGAUGAGUAUCAGAACUAUGAGAAGGCCAUGGGAGCUCUGACUGAGGCCUACAAAUGUCUGACCAAAGCCAAAAUGAGGAGCCCAGAGGAGCAGGAAAGAAAAGUGUCUGGUAUGCAGAACAAGCUGACACUGGUGAAAAGGUUUAUUCAAGCUCGCAGAGCGUAUUCCUCAGACAAGCAGGAAGCUAUCAGACAGUGCGAGCUGCUGUUGGAAGAGCCAGAUCUGGAGAGUGCUGUGCGCAUUGGGGAUGUGUACGGUCUGCUGGUGGAACAGUACACACAGCAGGGAGACUUCCAGAAGGCCUAUCGCUGUUUGGAGGAAAUGAGGUCCAAGAUGCCAUCUGUCAACCUGACCUAUUACGUACCCCAGAGCACAGUGGAAGCCGUGCAUCGGGCCCUCUCCAUUCCAUUGAGCCACAAGCCAGCAUCUGAACACAUACGGCACAACAGUGUGGAUGACAGCGAGGAGGUGGAAGAGGCGCCAGAUAUCAGCUAUGACGGUUAACCUCAUCAUGUCAUGAUAUACACAGACUUUUAGGGCUAAAUACACGGGUAGUUUAUAUCUUUUGCCAUUGGCAAUUUAACCUCUUGUUGGCAGUCAGGUCAUUUGUAGCAUAUUGACGUCAAGGUGUUACAUAUAAGGUGAUUGUCAAAUAAGAGGUUAAAUCACCCAACAGCAUGAUUAAUACAAUAGUAGGUUUGAAUGGCCCAUGUCAUUUAACCCUAAAUGAACCCCACAGCUUUUCUAUGUGCCUAGCUUCUUCACACCAUUCAUGCUUUCUGAACUGGACCAUAUCCACUGUUGUUUGGAGCUUGGA
Nanorana parkeri is the source of this 4770-nucleotide messenger RNA. RefSeq names its product intraflagellar transport 140 (gene IFT140). Gene Ontology annotation, biological process: intraciliary retrograde transport. The transcript is spliced from 30 exons. Gene Ontology annotation, molecular function: protein binding. Gene Ontology annotation, cellular component: ciliary basal body; axoneme; intraciliary transport particle A. NCBI's taxonomy places the organism in Eukaryota, Metazoa, Chordata, Amphibia, Anura, Dicroglossidae. The record is from RefSeq and is a predicted model, not a curated record. The coding region runs from base 102 to 4457 and encodes 1451 amino acids.